Molecule: messenger RNA, 2960 nt
Organism: Annulohypoxylon maeteangense
Lineage: Eukaryota; Fungi; Ascomycota; Sordariomycetes; Xylariales; Hypoxylaceae
Product: glycoside hydrolase family 92 protein
Exons: 5
Coding region: 426-2780 (784 amino acids)
Biological process (GO): carbohydrate metabolic process; protein deglycosylation; glycoprotein catabolic process
Cellular component (GO): nucleus; cytosol
Molecular function (GO): carbohydrate binding; peptide-N4-(N-acetyl-beta-glucosaminyl)asparagine amidase activity
Source: RefSeq, a predicted model, not a curated record
AAAAAGAAAAAAGAUAAAAAUGUGAAAAAUCUCCAAUUUAAAAAUACGUCCCGAGGCCAUGCAGGUCUCACAGAUAUAGGCGAUCUUGCUCCCUGCGUUCUUAUAUUAAGUCGACUUCCCCGCGAACGAAAGAAAGCGAAAGCAAAACAGGAUCGACAAAGACUCUUUUGGGCGUUCCUACUACCAAAGCUAGGAUGUUGACCCAUUCGGGAAGGUCAGAGUAUGCUUGUAGUGAUGCUCGUAUGCUGCAAUCUGUAUGCUACUAUUCUGGAAAGCAAUUCUUAGAAUUUAUCCUCCCUUCAUCUAAUGUCCUUCGUUGAAAGAUACUCGCUAGGUUCAAGGUUGUGACUGCCCAAAGGGAUUUUUUGUUGAUCAAACUCACAACCUCCCAAUCUAUUUACCUCUUAACUUCUAAGAUUUGGAAGAUGGUGCACCGACAGCUCCUCUACGGAACCCCGCAUCUGAUUCUCUUCCUCACCACCCCCCUCAUAUUUCCUCUGGUAAUAUGCGCCGACAUACUCCAAUUCGUCGAUCCCCUAAUCGGCAGCACUAAUGGAGGGAAUGUUUUUGCAGGCAGUACGAAGCCUUAUGCUCUCGCAAAACCCGUCGCGAACGUAGACGGUCAAAAUACAGGUGGAUUUGCCACCGACGGCUCAAAUAUUACCGGAUUCUCCCAAGUUCAUGAUAGCGGAACAGGUGGCAAUCCUAGUCUAGGGAAUUUUCCUUUAUUCCCACAGGUCUGUGACGGGGAUGAUAUAAAUAACUGCAAAUUUCUCAUAGGCGAAAGGGCUACGCAUUAUGUCGAGGAGUCCGUGGUUUCCAGGCCAGGAUACUUUGAGGUGGAGUUGGUAUCCGGGAUCAAAGCGACGAUGACCUCGAGCGAGCAUGCGGCCCUGUACAAGUUCGAAUUUCCGGCUUCGGACGACCGUCAUCCCUUGAUGUUGCUAGACUUGACAGAUCUGUGGCAAAGUCGCCAGAAUGCCACGAUUAUCGUGGACUCUGAGAGCGGGAGGCUCAAAGGCAAUGGUACCUUUCUCCCAAGCUUUGGUGCUGGAUCGUACGUGAUGCAUUUCUGCGUUGACUUUUUCGGUGCCGACGUUUUUGACAACGGUGUAUGGGUUAACAAUCGAGGAGGGGUCGAACCGAAGGAGCUGUUCGUUACUCGUGGCUUCAACCUCUUCUAUCUUGAGGCCGGUGGAUGGGUUCGAUUCAACAAUCUGGCGAAUAACAUCCUAACGGUGAGGACGGGGAUUAGCUUUAUCAGUGCGGACCAGGCUUGUCAACGGGCUCAAGAAGAGAUUCCCCAGCCUCUUGGCGACUUUGAUAGGCUCGUAGCCGAGACCGAGGAUGCAUGGCGAGAGAAACUGAGUCCGAUCUCUGUCGAUCCCGGCGGUGCUGGCGAGGAUCUCCAAAUUAGCUUUUGGAGCGGACUAUAUAGGAGCAUGAUUUCACCUCAGAAUUAUACCGAUGAAAAUCCAUACUGGAAUAGCGGGAUCCCUUACUUUGAUUCAUUCUAUUGCAUCUGGGACGCAUUUCGCGUUCAGCACCCGCUCCUUACCAUCCUAGACCCAAAAGCCCAAGUUCAGAUGGUAAACUCCCUCCUUGAUAUUUACAAACACGAGGGCUGGUUACCCGAUUGCCACAUGUCAUUGAGUACAGGAUGGACGCAAGGGGGUUCAAACGCAGAUGUCGUGAUCGUAGACGCUUACGUCAAGAAUUUAACAGGCAUCGACUGGGAACUUGCUCUUGAAGCAAUCAUCCAAGAUGCCGAAGUUGAACCACUAGAAUGGUCUUAUCAUGGUAGAGGUGGCUUGCAAAGCUGGAAAGACCUUUCUUAUAUUCCCUAUCUUGAUUUCGACCCAGUUGGAUUCGGCACGAACUCCCGUAGCAUUUCAAGAACUCUGGAGUACGCAUAUGAUGAUUAUUGUCUCGCGACACUAGCACAGGGACUUGCACGAGACGACUUAUUCGAUAAAUACGUGUCAAGAAGUGCCAAUUGGCAGCACUUGUGGAAAUCAGAACAGAACUCUAUCAUCAAUGGCAAUGACACAGGGUUUGUGGGAUUCUUCCAGCCGAAAUAUCAAAACGGGACGUGGGGAUAUCAAGAUCCAAUCGCUUGCUCAGCACUCGCAAGUUUCUGCUCGCUUACUACCAAUCCCAGUGAAACCUUUGAAGCUAGUGUGUGGCAGUACCAAUUCCUCGUUCCACAGUCGAUGUCGACCUUGAUUAGUUUGAUGGGCGCCGAGGAAUCAUUUAUUCGGCGUCUUGACUUCUUCCAUAUGUCGGGUCUUGCCGAUAUCUCCAAUGAACCCGUGUUCUCGACAGUUUACCUUUAUCAUUAUGCAGGACGCCCCAGUCUGUCCACUAAACGGUUACACACCUACAUUCCAUCCUCGUUUAAUACGUCCCACGAUGGCUUACCAGGGAACGACGACUCAGGCUCGAUGGGCGCUUUUGUAGUAUUCGGAAUGAUGGGUUUAUUUCCUAUAGCUGGACAAGACGUAUACCUGAUCUCGGCACCAUUGUUCAAACAAGUCAAUAUAACGAGCCCCUUAACCGGGAAUACGGCCCAGAUAAAGACGGUGGGGUUCGAUGCUAGUUAUAAGAAUAUUUAUAUUCAAAAUGUGACAGUUAAUGGACAGCUGUGGACGAAGUCCUGGAUCGGCCAUUCAUUCUUCCACGAUGGAUGGACGAUGGAGUUAGCUCUUGGGGAACAGGAAUCUGAGUGGGGUACGAAGCUGGAAGAUCGACCUCCUAGUUGGGGGGGGACGGUGGUAUGAUUGUUUACGUGAGUAGGUAGCUAUCUAGGUGGUCAACAGCUCAUGUAAUAGAAGUAUAUACCGAUCAGUACGUCUAACCUUCUACCAUAUUACUUAAAUGUAAGUUGGAACGUCUAUGGACACCCAUGUACAGCAAUGAAAACAUAGCAUGGGAAUUUACCUCUAUUUAUAUAGUCGUGU